This is a messenger RNA of Aspergillus tanneri, 534 nucleotides long. RefSeq lists its product as uncharacterized. NCBI's taxonomy places the organism in Eukaryota, Fungi, Ascomycota, Eurotiomycetes, Eurotiales, Aspergillaceae. Bases 1 to 534 code for a protein of 177 amino acids. The transcript has 2 exons. The record is from RefSeq and is a predicted model, not a curated record.
AUGCAGUUCAACAUCGUCGUCGCUCUGUUGGCCAUCGGAGCCCCCUUGGCCUGUUCUUCACCUAUUGGUGCCAAGGAUAGCGAGGCAAUUCCAUUCUAUCCAAAGCGAGCCGAGAACAGCGAAGCUAUUCCAUUCUAUCCAAAGCGCUCUGAGGACAGCGAGGCUAUUCCAUUCUAUCCAAAGAGAGACGAGAACAGUGAAGCUAUUCCAUUCUACCCAAAGCGUGAUGAAAACAGCGAGGCAAUUCCAUUCUAUCCGAAGCGCGAUGAGAACAGUGAAGCUAUUCCAUUCUACCCAAAGCGUGAUGAAAACAGCGAGGCAAUUCCAUUCUAUCCGAAGCGCGAUGAGAACAGCGAAGCCAUUCCUUUCUAUCCAAAGCGUGACGAGAACAGCGAGGCCAUUCCGUUCUACCCAAAACGCUCUGAGGAAAGCGAAGCUAUCCCCUUCUAUCCGAAGCGUGAUGAAAACAGCGAGGCAAUUCCGUUCUACCCUAAGCGUUCUGAGGAAGGCGAGGCGAUUCCCUUUUACCCCUGA